UGUGUGUCAUUUGUCGUGUAAACGGUCAACGGUCGCUCGCGAUGCCAUCGUAAGAUUGUAGUGUAGCAUUAGGGAAUCAGUGUACAAAUAAAAAACAUGUAUUUAAUUCGAUUUAUAGAAAUUCUAGGAACCACUCAAGAAAACUGAUAACAAAUGUUUGAUCAUUGUCAUGUGAAGUGUGAUUCUUAUUGUCCUUGGAUUAUAAAACAAUUAUCUGUCGACACUUGAGAAUAAUCGAUUUAUAAGAUUUUGAUUCUUAUUUCAUAUCGAGAUUUGAUAUCAUCUUACGAUAAAAAAAAAUUCAAAGCAUGCGUCAGUGUCAGUCAUUGUUUGAAUCAGUCGAUUUUAAUGACAAAAAAGUGCUGUUAAUAUGAUGAAAAUUAAUUCGAUCUUUAUAGGAAGAAUGCUGAAUAGUGCAACGAAACACGUCCUACACUGCUGUCUACUACUUAUCGUUAUAAUUGUUUUUGAAUUAGUUUCCGGUGGAAUUAGAUGGAACAGUGAUAAAAAAGAACAAUUAGACCCAUGGGUUCAAUAUGGAGUUGUUGGUACAAUAACUCUGUACCUAUUACGAACGCUUACGUUUCUUUCAUUUCCUCAAGUUUUAUUCAAUUUUAUCGGGUUGACCAUUUACAACGCAUUCCCAGACAAAGUUGUGUUAAAAGGUUCGCCACUGCUAGCGCCGUUCAUCUGCAUUAGAAUAGUGACGCGUGGAGACUACCCACAACUAGUGAAAGCAAAUGUGAACAGAAACUUAAACAAGUGUAUAGAAACAGGCUUAGAGAAUUUUCAAAUUGAAGUAGUAAGCGAUAAACCGAUUGGAUUAUCCCCUCAUCGAAGAGUCAGAGAAGUUGUUGUACCACCUAAUUACCGCACAAGUAGUGGUGCUAUGUUCAAAGCACGUGCUUUGCAGUAUUGCUUAGAAAAUUCAGUAAACGAAUUAGCGGAUCACGAUUGGAUUGUGCACCUUGACGAAGAAACUUUAUUAACCGAAAAUUCUAUUCGUGGAAUACUGAAUUUUGUAUUAGAUGGAAAACAUGAAUUUGGCCAAGGACUAAUAACGUAUGCAAAUGAAGAUGUUGUUAAUUGGAUCACCACUUUAGCAGAUAGCUUUAGAGUAGCAGAUGACAUGGGAAAAUUAAGAUUACAAUUCACUAUGUUUCAUAAGCCAUUCUUUAGUAUGAAAGGUUCCUAUGUUGUUACUCAGAUGGGUGCAGAAAGGCAAGUUUCUUUCAACAAUGGAUUGGAUGGGUCUGUCGCAGAGGAUUGUUUCUUUGCGAUGAAAGCAUUUGCCCAAGGAUAUUCGUUCAACUUCGUGGAUGGUGAAAUGUGGGAGAAAUCACCGUUUACAUUAUGGGAUUUUAUACAACAAAGAAAAAGAUGGUUACAAGGUAUAUUACUUGUCGUACAUUCCAAAGCUAUUCCAUUAAAUAAAAAGAUACUUCUAGGCAUAUCUUGUUAUUCAUGGGUAACAAUGCCUCUUUCUACUUCGAAUGUUGUAUUAGCUGGACUUUAUCCCAUUAUUUGUCCGCCAUUUAUAGAUUUUCUAUGCGCUUUCAUUGGUGCAGUGAAUAUUUACAUGUAUGUUUUUGGAGUAGUUAAAUCGUUUUCUUUGUAUCGAUUUGGUAUUGCUCGGUUUAUACUAUUUAUAUGUGGAGCAUUAUCAACGAUUCCUUUCAAUUUGUUCAUUGAGAACGUUGCUGUCAUAUGGGGUGUAUUUGGCAAGAAACAUAAAUUCUAUGUUGUUAACAAAGAGUACAAACUACCAGUAACAGCAUAAUAAAGAAUUACAAUUUUAUUCUACAUAUAGCUUACAUGAGUGCUCAUGCAUUAUUAGUAUCUGUAAGUUUAUAUAAGUAGAGAUAUCUUUAUGUCACAAAGAAUCAUAUGACAUAUGCAUGUAUUUAUAUUGCCUAGUAAUCAUUAGAAUAUUAAGAAAACAGUAUAUGCAUAUAUAUAGGUACAUACCUAUUUAUAUAUUCAAAUCAUUCAUGAAUUAUCAAAUUAUUUAUUUCGAAGAGUUUUAAUUGUUAAAAAAAAUAAAACAUUCUUCAAAAAGUCAUAAAUUUGUAACUAUGCUAUGAUUCUUAUAAAAUCUAAUAUUGUACUUAAUGACUGCAAUUAUAUGAUAAUAUUUGUAUUUGUAUGUAAGAAAUUUAUAAAAAAUUUUACCUUGUAAAAAUUAUAACAAUUUCGAGGGAGAAAUUUAAUAAUUCAAAAGUCACUCUUAUUAAUUUAGAUUUUAAAUCACGAUUUUGCGAAUGAAAAUAUUCUUAUUCUAAUAUAUUUAUUGUCUAUUAUCCCUUAGCAGUAUUUUUAGUUUAACAAAAUAUAUAAUAUUCUUUAUUAUGUCAACAAAUUAGUUGUGUUCAAUAGUUUACCUAUAGUUUGCAUAAAUCAAAACAAGUUAAUUUGAUAUAUUGUUCCUUCAACAUAGUAAUGUAAGUAGGUAACCUGUAAAAUUAUAAGUUUCAUUUCAUAAUACCUUAAAUACAUGUAGAGUACAUUACUUAUAAUACAUGAGUACUUAAUAUGAGAAUAAUGAUUUAAUAUUUACUUCUAGCAAUAUUAAUAAAAAUUUGAAUUUAAACUUUUUUACAUGUAAAAAAAUCUAUAAAAUCAAACAAAUUUAUUUGCUUACCUAAAUUAUAAAACGACUGCAUGAUUUUUAUUGAGAAGAGGAGUAAGAACACUACGAAUGUAGAAUACAUUACGCAUUAUACUAAUGUAUGUAAACACAAACUGAUUAUAUAAUACUAAUUGUAAGUUUGAAAAAAAUGAUUGUUAUAUAGGCGUAUUCCGUUCUUACCGCACGAAAGUCUCAAUAAGAUAUUUAAAAAAAAAGCACGGAUUGCUCUUAUUUAUUUAAUUGUUGUGUUAAUAUGUAAUUGUAACGUUAACACGAACUGAUAUAGUGAUAUUCUUAAUUUCGUGGGUCUUUCAAGCGACUUACAAGUGAAAAAAGGUUCUGACCGUUUUAAAGCAACGGCACAGAGUAGAAUUUAACGUAAAUUCAAAGUACGCCUGUACCUAUAUGAAAGAUAAAUUAUUGUUUCUUUUGUAUUGCUUAUUUAUUCUAAAGUCAGUCAUAAAUUACCUAAGAUCUAAACAAUAAUUUAAUGAUGUAUAGUAACUCUGAAUAAAUAAAUGUAUAUAAUAAAUAUAAAAAACAUUAUGAAUGGAAGAUCUCUUGAAUAAUAAUCUUUCU
Hylaeus volcanicus is the source of this 3208-nucleotide messenger RNA. RefSeq names its product beta-1,4-mannosyltransferase egh (gene egh). Gene Ontology annotation, molecular function: beta-1,4-mannosyltransferase activity. The transcript has 3 exons. Lineage: Eukaryota; Metazoa; Arthropoda; Insecta; Hymenoptera; Colletidae. Gene Ontology annotation, cellular component: cytoplasm. The record is from RefSeq and is a predicted model, not a curated record. The coding region runs from base 371 to 1780 and encodes 469 amino acids.